AUGGUUGUUCUCAAGCAAGAGGAUGUGGCUCCGGAAUGCUUGAAAUAUUUGCCCAGCAACUACAACUUUGAGGUUGGCAAGACACUCAGAACAAUUAAACGACUAGGUGCAAAGAAAGUAACGCUGCAGUUUCCAGACGGCCUGCUCAAGUAUGCGCUGGUAAUAAUCGAUAUAAUAGAAAGAUACACCGAUGCGGAGUGUGUUGUUCUAAAUGAUGUUGUGUACGGCGGAUGCUGCAUAGACGACAAGAAUGUUAAGUCAGACCUUCUAAUACACUAUGGGCAUUCGUGCCUGGUUCCUAUAAGCGAGAUGGACACCAAAGUGCUGUAUGUGUUUGUGGACAUCAGAAUAGAUGUUGAGCAUGCUGCAGAGAUUAUCAGAGCAAGCAUCCCUGGCAGAAUAGCAAUAAUAGGAACCGUACAAUUUAACUCAAGCAUCCAUAGACUGCAGAAGGUUCUUGAGAAGGGUAAUAGGCCUGGCGUAUUGCCACAGGUCAAGCCGCUGAGCGGAGGCGAGGUUCUUGGAUGCACUUCACCCAGGAUAGAUGGCGUGUCGGCCGUGAUAUCGAUCGGAGAUGGCAGGUUCCACCUAGAAAGCGCAAUGAUUCGAAAUCCACAUCUUGACUUCUACAAAUACUGUCCUUUCAGCAGGACAAUGACAAGAGAAUUCUAUGACUACGAGGCCAUGACAAACAACAGGAAAGAGGAUAUCAGAAAGGCAUUCCAGGGAAGGUCUUUUGGCGUGAUUCUUGGAACCUUGGGAAGACAAGGCAACAGGAAAAUCCUCAGAAAUAUUCUUGAGAGGCUCAAACAAUAUGACAUUUACUUGAUUAUGCUCCAGGAAAUCAAACAGAAGGAUCUGGAUAGAUACCAAUUUAUAGACAGCUUCGUACAGAUAUCAUGCCCAAGGCUUAGCAUAGACUGGGGAAUGACAUUCAAGAAACCGCUUCUGAAUCCAUUCGAAGUGUUUUAUGGUGGUGGGGAAUAUCUUAUGGAUUACUACUCACAGGAUGACAAGGCAAAGUGGAAUAACUACAGUUGA
Ordospora pajunii is the source of this 1041-nucleotide messenger RNA. RefSeq names its product putative diphthamide synthesis protein. The record is from RefSeq and is a predicted model, not a curated record. Gene Ontology annotation, molecular function: 2-(3-amino-3-carboxypropyl)histidine synthase activity. Gene Ontology annotation, biological process: protein histidyl modification to diphthamide. Lineage: Eukaryota; Fungi; Microsporidia; Ordosporidae. The transcript has a single exon. Bases 1 to 1041 code for a protein of 346 amino acids.